GCAUGCUAAACCUCAGCUAGCCGUUUUAACUUCCCGCUCAGCGUCACACGCUGACAAAUACUUUGAAUAGCAGUAACUGCCGCGAACUGAAGUCCAGAGGGUUAACAAUGUUUUUAGAAACAGAAAGUGACGACAGAAAGAUUAAAAAAAGAGUGAAACUAAAAGUGUAAAGGCGGCAAAUAUUGCUGUCAACAAAACAAACACCGCACUUCUGGUUUCCGCUUAGGAGCAGCAGAGAUACUAAACACGGGGUGAUGUCUGACUUCGCUCUAAAUCCAGACACAACAAACGAGAAUGCGGAUGCUGUUGUGCCACGUGCAGAAGAAGAUAACGUGUCACUGUUGAAAAGAGCCAUCGAUAAAGGAGAUAUUGGGUCUGUUGAACAUCUGUUGGAUAAUGGCAUGGAUGUGGAGACCAGGCUUGGCUUUGAAUGGACUCCUCUUAUGUGUGCUGUCAGUGUGGCUAAUUAUGACCUAGCCAAAGUGCUACUGGACAGAGGGGCCAGCGCCAACUUCAGCAAAGAUCAUUGGACCGUGCUCAUGGCCAGCUGCACGGCGUCUGCUGGUGAAGACAAAAUCGCUCGCUGUGUGGAGCUUCUGCUUUCCAGAAACGCCGAUCCAAACGUGGUGGACAGGUCUCAAAUGACCUGCCUGAUGCUGGCAGCCAGGAACGGCUACAGUAAGGUCAUCAACCUUCUGGCGUCCCACGGCACAGACGUCAACGUCCAGGAUGGCAAUGGACACACGGCUUUGGCUAUUGCAGUGCAGUAUGGCAGAGAGGAGGCAGUGCUGAAGCUCCUCCAGCUGGGAGCAGACAAAACAAUAAAGACGAAGGCUGGCAAGAGCCCAGCUGACCUGGCUUCCGUAUUCAAAAUGACACAGAUAUCCAGGAUCCUGGCCUCUUCAUCCCACGUCUCUAACGUCCAGGCUUUCAGCUCCAUGGAGGAGACUCUUCCGAAGUUAUUAAAGACUAACUCUGAACCUCCACCUUCCAAGGAAAGUGUAACUAAGCUGGAUGACCUCGAGCUCCUCCUACACGGCCUCGAUCUUGGCUACCUCGCUGACAUCAUGAGUGAAAAUGACAUCACCUGGAACUACCUGUUGACCAUGGAGAAGGAGGACCUGGAGAAGACUGGUAUAACAGACCCAGUGGACCAACAGAAGGUUCUGAGUGCUGUGCAGCAGAUGCACCUGGACAAAGUGGACCUGGACACAAUCAGCCAACUGGGAGCAGCAGACAUUGGGAGUGAGGAGUUGCAGAACUUCCUGAUUAGUGUGAUGCAGCAAUGCUGUUACCUAACAGAAACCAUUCAAGAUGUCAUCAGCCGUUUUCCCCGCCAAGCUUCUCAGCUGGUCUUCUCACUAGACCCAAAGAAAGAAGCCCAGGCUGUCUGCAACCAGCUGGUGGUUCAGACUAAAGACCUGCAGAAGGAAGUCAACUGCCUACGCAGUCUGCUAUGCCAGAUGGAUGCGGCCACAGAUUGCUGUCAACUCCCUCAACCCAGUCCCCAUGGCAACUGGAGGAUGCGGUCCUUGACGAGAGUUGCACUGAGCACGCUCGGAGCCACCGUCCUCUUCCUCCUCUACAAAGCUGCCAGUGGCAAGGUUUACCUGCAGAUGUGCAGGAAUGUCUGCUAAUCACAGGACAGAUGUGUCUCUCAGUUAGCUGCUCAUAAUGUUUUUGGUCACGUAGGUGAUUAGUUUGAUUAUUAAAAAGAUUAAUAUGUUUUAGGGCAGUGUUUGAUAAGACAGGUCACUUUUAUUUCUGCUGCCGUUUUGAGUACAACUUUGCUGACUUGUCUUUGAGUUUAGUUCUUUAUUCUUUUAAGUUAUUUUAUAUUUUAAGAGUUUAAUUGAAAAUUAAAGUUUCUUUUGAGAAGCA
Molecule: messenger RNA, 1881 nt
Organism: Thunnus maccoyii (southern bluefin tuna)
Lineage: Eukaryota; Metazoa; Chordata; Actinopteri; Scombriformes; Scombridae
Gene: asz1
Product: ankyrin repeat, SAM and basic leucine zipper domain containing 1
Exons: 13
Coding region: 255-1637 (460 amino acids)
Biological process (GO): piRNA processing
Cellular component (GO): pi-body
Molecular function (GO): protein binding
Source: RefSeq, a predicted model, not a curated record